GCAUUAGCAUGUGAAAAUCGACCUCGCUGAACUCCAGUGCGCAUGCCUGAAAUCUAGCGGGAAAUAUCAAACAGUUUUAUUUUUCGUACAGUUUAUUAAUGUCUUGAUGCUUCGUUAAUAUUUACAUUGUACAACACAGACUUGUACAUAAUUUUUGACUCUAGAUUGUAGCCCAGUGAUGAUGGACAGCGAAAUGUCGCAGACGCUCAUUCUGGGCACUGAUAUGGAAAUGUCCAAGGAAGAAAACAGUGAAAAGGAUUCUGGUAUUGAAGAAGUUUCACCACAACACAAAACACUAUCAUUUACUGAAGAGAGCGACAGUGAAGACGAUGACUUCUGUGCCAAGUUUUCUCGGAAACAGACUGCUGUUAUUAAUGAUGAUGAUAGUGAUGAUGAUGACAAUGCUGGUGAUGGUGAUGACAAUGCUGCUGUUACUGACAAUGACGACAAUCAUAGAAAUGCUGUUAGUGAGCCUGUUCGAAACUUACUUCUGCCAGAUAUUGAAUAUGGUUCCCUUGAGAUAUUGGAGAAUGAAAACCACAUUAACAGUGAUGAUGAUGAUGAUGACGAUGACGACGACAAGAAAUUUAAUAUCAUCAAACGGAAAAAGACAUCAUCACAGAAAAAAGCCAAGAACAGUUUCCAUGACAACGUUAAAGAAUAUGGGAUUUGA
Octopus bimaculoides (California two-spot octopus) is the source of this 673-nucleotide messenger RNA. RefSeq lists its product as uncharacterized. Gene Ontology annotation, molecular function: anaphase-promoting complex binding. Lineage: Eukaryota; Metazoa; Mollusca; Cephalopoda; Octopoda; Octopodidae. The record is from RefSeq and is a predicted model, not a curated record. Gene Ontology annotation, biological process: mitotic DNA replication checkpoint signaling; mitotic G2 DNA damage checkpoint signaling; activation of protein kinase activity.